CGAUAAGUCAAUUUCGAUAUCAAUUUGUUCAUUUUCUACUCCUCCAACGUAAUUAUGACAACUUCAAAGAGACUGGCAGACAGGAAGAUAGAGAAGUUUGACAAGAACAUUACUAAAAGAGGUUUUGUUCCUGAGACCACCACCAAGAAGGGCAAAGAUUACCCCGUCGGACCCAUCCUCCUUGGUUUCUUUGUCUUCGUUGUCAUUGGCUCUUCUCUCUUCCAGAUCAUAAGGACUGCAACCAGCGGAGGCAUGGCAUAAACCAAAUCACCAUUCAAGUAGAUGAAAGCACUUUUCAAAAUCUCUUCUUCUUGACUUGUGUCUCCUUUUUUCAUUGUACUGUAGUCUGUAAAAUGCGUUAACUUUCUUUUUUAUUACAUGUUAUGAAGAAUUUUGAGGGUCUUUUUUAUAAAUAUCCAACCUGUAAUGCUGUCUUGUUGACUUGUCUCAACAUGGUUCUCC
Messenger RNA from Eruca vesicaria subsp. sativa (arugula), 462 nucleotides. The record is from the annotation of a GenBank genome assembly. Lineage: Eukaryota; Viridiplantae; Streptophyta; Magnoliopsida; Brassicales; Brassicaceae.